CGUGACCGGUCAUCGCCGUCGGACAGUUGCUGCAGUAACAGUAACGGCAAGCGGCUGUUACAGGGCGCGAGCAGUACGCCGGUUUCUGGAGCUCAGCACAUAAAUGGAAUCUAAAAUGGCCACUGGGAGUCAUGAUGCUAUUUCUUCAGAAGAACUUCGGAGAAGACUUUAUCAAACAUUCAAAAGUCGGGGUGUCUUAGAUUCUUUAAAGUCUCAGCUUCGAAAUCAGCUUGUCCAUGAAUUAACGCAUCCUGGUUUAAAUGGACUGUUACCUGUGAAUGGUCAUCGUCAUCAGAAUCCUUCCACAGAUGAAAGUUCUCUGUUGGUUAUGGCUGCAAAUAGCAUUGUAGCAGACCAUUUGCGAAAGAUUGGAUAUGAGUACUCACUGUCUGUCUUCUAUCCAGAAUGUGGCUUAGAAAAAGAAAAGGCAUUUACAGCAAGAGAUCUCCUGCAGGUUUUGAAGAUCAACCCAAGAUCAGAGCUUUACAAAUCCAUUAUUUCAAAUCUUGAAAAAAAUCAAAAAGGGUUUCUUAUUCAGUUUCUGAUGGAUCUGAUUGACUACCACCUAAGUCGAGCACAUCGGGAUGCAGAAACUCAAACCAGCUGUGCUUCAGAGUACACGGAAUCUAUUGUUGAUAAAUUUCAAAUGAUUGAUGAAGAAUAUGCAGCAUUUCAUCCAACAAAUUUACAAGAGGACUUCUGGGAAACUAAACUCCUUGCAUAUCGUAAACAAAUAGAAGAACAGCUUCAAGAAGAGAUGCGGCAAGAGUUGCAACACUUCAAGGAUCUGGAAUUGGCUAAGGUUCGGAUUCAGGAGAAAGAGCUUUCACAGAAGCAUAUAGAAGAGAUCAGAUUGAAGCUAGACAAAAUGUACCAGAAAAAGUCUGAGACAUUGAUUACAAGAGAGAAGAAUGCCAUUGAGAGACUUCAGAAACAGCAGGAGAUUGAAGAAAAAGAAAUCUAUAUACAGAGACAAAGUUUACUGAAAGAUAUUGAAGCAGUGCGAAAUAGAGAGGUUGAACUUAGACAACGAAUUGAAGCCUUUGAACUGACUCAGGAUUUGCAUGACCAAAAGAACAAGAGUUUAGAGGAGGAUCUCCGGAGACGGGAGCUUGCAGUGAAAAAUAUUGAGGAGACUUACGAGCAGAAGCUGAAAAAUGAACUGUGCAGGUAUCAACUGGAACUACAGGAAGAGCAUCGUAAAAGAAUGGAAAAGGUUGUAGCAAACGAGAAGAGAGUUGAAGUGGAGGCAGCUCGACUGCACGAGGAGUCUGUUAUUAUUCAUUCCAAAAGAGAGGAACUGCAAGAAGCUCGUGUUGAAGUUAAGAAGAUGGAGGUGGAAAUGAAUGCAGCCACAGCCCAAGUUUGUUUGUUAAUGAAGCAGAAUGAGCUGUUGAAUGAAAAGUUAAAGGAUGUAGCAGACUAUACAACGUUAAAGACAGAAAAUGUACAGCUUCGGACUGAGAUUACUAUACUGAGGAAACAGCUUGAUGAAGUUCAUCAUGAAAAUCAGAAGCUGCUUGAAAGGCUGAAUCAACCUUCUGCUGCUCAAUUAGCUCUUCACACUGAAUUAAAGAAAGUAGAAUAUUCAAGAAAACUUGACCAAGAUGAAUAUCAAAACCAAACACAGAGUCUGGAACAACAGCUACAGAAUGAGAUGGAGCGGUGUGCAAAGUUGAGAAGCCAACUUAUAGAAUAUGAGGAUCAAACCAGAAGAAUGAAUGGACAGGUUGAUGAUUUGAAACUUCAGCUGCGACAAACACAGUUGGCUUUAGAGAAUGAAGUUUACCGGAAUCCAAAACCCCCUCUGAUUGAUCAGUCAAUCAUUGACCUCACUGCAGACAGAAUUGCACCACAUGAUGUUUAUGCAGAUGUUGGUUUACUUGGCAGUCGAGCAGCACCUGAAGAUCGUCUCUUUUAUCCAAUGUCUGCUACAUGUGCAAAUUACAGCAAGUUAACUGAAAAAACGUGUUCUUCACCAGAUUCAGACCAGGAUUUUGUAGCCGGAGCCAAGGCUCGAAUAAGGGAGCUAGAGAAAGAGUCUGAGAACCUAGAGGAAGCCUACAGAAACUACCAAAAUAGAAUUAUUCGAACCGCCAUUCAAAAAAGUUCAGAAGCUCAAGGUUUUUCUCCAGUGUCAGUUAACAAUAUUCUCAGUAGAAUUCCAUCCAGUCAUCAGCACAGAGUAACAUUUGCAGAAAAUGCCUUCACUUCUCAACAGCUACAGUUUACUACAAGAGGACAAAUACAUGAAGAAAAUCGCCAACAAAUAACUAAAAUUGAAGAUCACCAAACUCCUAACAUAUCUCAGUUUACAUCUCCAAGACACUGUUCUUCAACUCCUGUCAAGCAUAAACUUAAAUAUGAUGAAUGUAGCAGAACUUCAGAAGGUAUCAAUACUUCCUUCCCAGUCAUUAUUCCCAGUGUACCAGAUCAUCAAACAUCAAUUGUAAAUAAUGAACUCCAUGUUGUCAACAGUCCAAACUCUUCUCGACCUGGCACCAAUGAAAGAUCUGAAAAUAUUCCAAGAGACCAUCUUGUAAUUUGUGAAUCUUCAACAAAUCAAAGAUUUGAAGAAUCGAUUGAGCAAUCAGAUGACCGUUUUAAAAUUGAGCAAGAAGGCAAUCUAGCCCAUAACAAAAAUCUGUCCCAACAUCGGGAGGAAGAUCUUAAUAGAGGAUCUAAUUCUUCGCUAGACCAAGAAGCAAUUUUAACUCCUGCAGAUGCAGGUGCAGGUAAAUUCAAAAAUCCUGAAGAAGAGAAAGGCAGACAGGAUGAAAAGGGCAAAGGAGAAGAAGAAAAAUCAUGGGAAGAUCAGAGACAAGGAAAUGGAGACAAACAGUGCCUGGGAAGACAGGAAGCAAAGGAAGGGGAACAAACAGAACUGGAAUUACUAGAAUUGGAAAAGGAGGAGAAGCGGAAGAUCGAGCCAAACGAAGAAAAAUCAAAGGAGCAGAGUUCAGAAGGUGUAGAAUUGCCAGCGUCAAAUACAGAUCCACUUGAAAAAUAUAUGAAGAUAAUUCAACAGCAGAAAAAAGAAGAAUUGCAAGAACAGAGCUCUAAACGGGAAGUAGAAGAGAGUUCUUUACUCCAAACACUGUCGGAUGGGAAAGCUGACAGUUCUGCAGCUUCACAUGAUGAGGAUGAUGACAAUUUCUGGUGAAAUACAUCCAAUUACAACACAGACCUAUCGCAGAAUGUAUUCCAUUAUAUUAGUUAAUAAUUACAUAUUUAUAUAUGUUCUGCCAAAAGACAAUUUUUAAAAUGCUUAAUUAGUCAGUAAAUAGUGUUAUUAUAUUCAUACAUUUUUAUGCAAAAACUCUGUAAAAGAGAAGUUUGAGAAAAACUUAAAAACUUUUGUGAAUGAUACAAACCUAUCCCUUCAAGUCUGAAUUUUUCAGUAUUAGCAGGCUAUAUACUAUAGGCAAUAGCUAUCUUUGGAGACUGAUGUUUAUAUGUAUACUAAUUGCUGUGAGUAAACUUGCUGAGGAAAACAGAAACAGGGAAAGAGGCUAAUUAAAAAUAUGGCACAUGUUUAAUAUGAUAAGGAAAAUGCACAUUUCAGAAAUGAGAGGUUGGGAAGAAACCAAAAAAGGCUUUAGAAAACAAAAUAAAGAACAAUGAAGAGAAUAGUGGCUUUUGGCCCCAGGUUGUUGUUUGAUAUCUUUGGCUAAGGUCAUGCAUCUGCAUAGGUAUAAAAUUUUAACUCAAAUGAUUUAUUAGCCAUUUGAAAGGGAAUGACAGAAAGAUGCUGACUCUUGCAAUAGAAAAUAGUUUACUUAUCAGAUUAUAAAAGAGAAAUUACAGAAGGUGAUUCUAAACUAUGCAAUUUCAAUGCGUAGAAAUGUCCUGCUCAAGCAACUAAAUGAAACAAGGUAACAUUGUUAUAUUAACAAAACCUAAUUUUUAGUUCAAAGCAAACACUUGUCAGAUUUACCCACAUGCUUUGUUUGCUUAACAGUAUGUUCAACUGUCUUGCCUUGGAUACAAAGAAUUUGACUUGCUGAAAUAUACAAGAAUACUUUAAACAUCUUAACACUAUUAGAAAGAGCUUUUAUUUAAUUGUUGAUGAAUUAGCACAUAACUAGUGAAAUUGAAAAGUAAAUUCCACAGAAAAAUCCUGGAAACAAACUUGGUUAAUCUUUCUCUUCAUAGGUAAGUAAAGUUUAUAUGCCUAAGUUAAUGUUACAGUUUAGUUUGAAAGAAUGCUGUAUACUAAAAAUGAUUUAAUUACAAAACAACAUGAAUGAAUUUCGCACAACUCUUGUUACUGGAAUUUAUCACAGGAACUAUCCAGGUUAACAAUAUGUGAAGAUAUCCACUUUCAUUCUAAUAAUUAAAUUGUGUUCGAUAUGGGAAUUUUAGUUUAAAUCACAAAAGCAAUCUAAGCACUGGCUUUUUCUUAUCUUAAUUUUAGCAGUAUGUUUGGUAAAGGAAGAUUGUAAAUGCCUAAAAUUAGCAUUUGUUCACUUUUGAGGAAAAAGAAAGCUGUAGGAAUGAGGCCACCUGAACUGUAAAAUGAAGUCAACUGGAUUUAAUCAUCUACUUCUGUCUAUCAAAACUGAGCUAAAACUAAAUAAUAAGUGGUGUUCGUUAACUUGCACAACAAUAGAAAACUGCAUGUUUAAGAUAUAAAAUGAUAAAUGAUUAAUGUAUUAGGUUAUAUUUGCUUAUUAGAAACACUGAAAAUACUAAUUUCAGGUUGGGUAUUUUUUAAAAAAAAGCAGGCAUGAUUAAACUAUGUAGGGUCUUUAAAAUUUGUUCAUAAUGAAAUGAUAAAAUAAAGGCGGCUGUGGUCCACAGUAAGAAAUCAGAUGAGAAUAUAUGGAAAAAUGAAAGAGAUCCAUUGCAAAACCACUAUAUAUUUGGGAUAUAUUUACUUGGAUUCCAAAAGCUAGCUUCUUUGUGUUUGUACUAGCUCAGUUAGUUUAUUUUUGCCUAAACCUCCCCACCUGCCCCCAACUGCUGUUGAUCUGUUUUGUAAUGCACAUUGAAGUUGUACAGCAAAUGUAGUCCAGAAAUGGAAAAAGGGGCCUAAAGAUUAAUUCUAAGUACAGUUCAUGAUGAAAAAAAUACUGUUUAAAAACUAAGCACUUUCCUGGAAUCUUAGGAACUGAGGAAUGAUCUGUAAUACAGGAAUUAAUACAAACUGCUCGCUGAAGAUGUUCAGUUUGGUACUUGACACUUGCACAUUUGCUUGUUAGUGGACGCACAUCUGUACUGCACAGCAGUCUAUAGAUUUGUCACAGCUGCUAGGUUUUCUGUUCAAUGGCUCUGUUGGUAAAUGUUGGACUGUAUUGUUCUUAUGUGUAAGAAUUCAGUCGUUCUUUUGAUCGGGAAGCAUGGAUAUCGUGAAGUUCCUGCUCUUCUUUCGUUUUGAGAUCCUGGUAUAUUUGCAUUUUGCAUGCGUCCUUCAAGUACGCCCAGUUUGCAGACAAAAUCAUGAGGAAAUGGAUCUGGAAGAGAAGGGUGAGGAGGAUGGCUAGUGAGCAUGUCAAGAUGCAUAGCAUGCUGCUAGUCAGAUUACUCCAAGCUGUUAAUUAAAACAAGGUUACAAUUAUGCGUAAAACUAAAACUAAAGAUUAUAUAAUUGAGUCGUGCAACAACCUAGCUGUUAUUUGGGAUCACACAAAGACACUGCUAUCAACACACAAAAGUAUGGACAUGAAAACUAAUUCAUGAAGCUCUAUCUUGAAAAAUAGUUUAAUAGAGACAUGGACAGUUUUCUAUGUCGUGAAAACAUUUGAAAAUCAUGAACCAAAGCUAGAAACCAAAUCUUAUUAAACUAAAUUCAGCAUUCUGUAUUUUUAAUGAUACUUUCUAGCUAUGCAUGUAGAACAGUCUAAAUCCUAGGGAGCUUACAAUGCUAUUUUCAUGAAUGAGAAUUCCUGCUAUGUUAGGAGAAAGUUUGUCAAAAACCUGUGUAAAACUGACUAAAUCCCACCCAAAAUGUAAGUACGUAGAAAAUCAGCAUUUUGAAUCAUCACAAAAUCAUAGAACUCCUACUGUGCAGAAGAAUGCUGAUUGAUCAUUAGAGUCUACACUGACCCUCUGAAGAGCAGUCCAGCCAGACAUAGCCCCCCACUAUAUCCCAUAAUCCUGCAUUUACCAGAACCAAUUCACUUCACCUAUACAUCCCUGAACACCACAGACAAUUUCAGCAUAGCCAAGCCACCUAACCUGCACAUCUUUGGAUCUUUUUCUGUCAGUGAAAAUCGAUUACAGAAAUGAUCGAGGAAUGUAUUUGAAUUAACAUCAAUGACUGCAAGAUGAAGUCCAAUAGUUGUAAUGUUGGUAUAGCUUCAGAAAGAAUGUCUAUGUCUCAGCAUCUUAAAAUACUCCCAAAGGAAAAUUAAACCUCCCUAGGUUUAAAAAUAAUCAUUUUUGGAUAGCUAGGAAACCCAAAUAUUAAUUUAAUCAGAUUGUGAUAAUAUUCCCAUUAACUUUCAUUUGUAAAUGUUAAUUAAGAUUUCCCAUUUCACAGUUGAGGCUAAUGUCUAGGCUUUUCCUAUCUUUAGAUUUUCAAGUCUUUAAGUCCAAAUCACUUCUGCAAAAGCUGAAGGAAAGUAGAAUUACUUGCUAUUCUGGUAAUUAUUCCAUUGCUUGAGCAUAAAAACAAAUUAGCGGAUGACUUCAGGUUGUGAAAGGGAGUGGAGCUUGGACACUUUGCCCAGCAUCUAACAUGACUGUCAAAAAUCUUAACUAAAUAGUGGGGUCUACAUUCAUACAAGUUACUCAUUCACCAGAGAACUGAAUAAAGUGGAACUGCUGCUAACAUUAAAUAGACCAAAAAAGUGCCACAAAUUUGGAAGACCAAGUGAUGAAGAGAGGAAACAACUAGAAGGUGUUGUGUUCCUGCAGAAAAGUACAACUCUUCAGGCGCAUCAGGGAACAAAGAAGAUCAAAAAGAGAAAAAGGCAGGGGGUUACAUGAAAGUGGUCUACAGUAAGGACCAGAGAUUUGUGAGACUAUUGCUGUAGAAACCCAAGCACAUAACAUAAAUCUAAAUUUCUAUAGCCAGAAUGUUAAGCCGUCAAAAAUGCUACAUCAUUUUUCGGGAGCAGAUAUUUGGAGUUUCAGCUUAAUUGUUCAUGAAGCAUUUUUUGGUAUUCUUGUGAGUCUUUCCAAAUGCAUAUGAUGGUUAGAAUAUCCUUUCACUGUCCAAAUAAAAACCCUAACUGUAUUAUCUGAGAAGCUAUCAGACUUGGUUACAUGACUAGAAAUUGUCCUCUGCUUCGAGUGAAUCUGAGAAUUGAAUGAUUGACUGAGGAGUAGAAGAAUGUCUUGUAUUUAAACUUGAAAAUUCAGUUGGUCAACCAUGACUUUCAAAGUUAGCUAGAACUGCAAGCUCAAACUUUAUCAACUACAUUAAUCUGCAUGGAGUGCGUUCCAACCUAAUAAAAGUUAGAAUAUAACAGCUCUGAUUGAUGGAAAAAUAUACAGCUAAUACUGACCAAAGAUUGACUGAUGAUGACCACCUUGCCUAGAGCAAAAAACUGAUGGGUAUUGAUAAUGCGUCACUCAAAGGAGAAAGAGGAUGAAGACUUGGGAUUACUGGGUGGGAAAAGUAGAUGGUUGACAAAAAUUAGCAAACUAAAUGGGCUGGCAAUCAUAAUUGCCUGGACUUUUCUUUUAAGUGGUAAUAUAUUUUCCAGCAUGAAUUACACACAAUCAAAUUCUCUAUUGCUGCUUAUAUAACUGAUUUAGUAUGCUGUGCUGCAUAUUCCUACACUUGAAAAUUUAUAAAUUACGAUCAUUUGUAUUAUAAAAAAGGAAAACUAGGCAUAAAUGUAAGACAGAUUUGCUGAAGGUUACUCUGAAGCAUCCUGUAAAAUUAGGUACUUUGCUAAAUAUAACUCAAAACCUUACAAUUCUGAACUUUUAUUACUAGAGGGGCAGAUUCAGACAGCCCAGUUUUUCUUAUUGCUGAGUAUGAAUUGUCAAUGAGCUAGUUUGCUUAGGAUACUGCAAUUGGAUUUGUGUGGGAAAGCAAAGAAAACAAGCAUGCACAAUUUUGAAUUAUGUUGUGUCCAUUGUUGACUGAUGAUUGUGAAGCAGAUGUAACAGUUGUAAAAAUGAUUUUUUGCCUGUUGUUUCCACCUUCCCAACUAAAGGAGAAGGUGUACUGGUAAAUCAAAUUGGGUUGGGGAUAAAUAAUAAUGGAACACAUAAUUCCUAAAGCAUAAAACUUUACUGAAGAAUGAUGAAAAUCACGAAAAGGCAGCGAUUUUGUAAAGAAAGCAUGUUUAUUUUGAGUAUAUGAAGAAAAAAAUGAUUGAAAGUCAAUAAAGUGUCUAUACAUACAAUUUCAAAAUACUGCAUUAAGAAAAUUAAAUAAUGCCGAAAUGUGGGAAUUUUUGUAACAAAAGGUGACUAAAAACAAGCGUAAAGCAUGCAGUUUUGAGGUUAACAAAUAUUAUAAUGGCACAUUUGAAGAUUUUU
Molecule: messenger RNA, 8442 nt
Organism: Chiloscyllium plagiosum (whitespotted bambooshark)
Lineage: Eukaryota; Metazoa; Chordata; Chondrichthyes; Orectolobiformes; Hemiscylliidae
Gene: ofd1
Product: OFD1 centriole and centriolar satellite protein
Biological process (GO): epithelial cilium movement involved in determination of left/right asymmetry
Cellular component (GO): centrosome; ciliary basal body
Molecular function (GO): protein binding
Source: RefSeq, a predicted model, not a curated record